Heterostelium album PN500 is the source of this 432-nucleotide messenger RNA. RefSeq lists its product as uncharacterized. The transcript has a single exon. Bases 1 to 432 code for a protein of 143 amino acids. Lineage: Eukaryota; Evosea; Eumycetozoa; Acytosteliales; Acytosteliaceae. The record is from RefSeq and is a predicted model, not a curated record.
AUGAAAUUCUUUGCUGGAUUAGUUUUAUUAUCCCUUUGUUUGGCAAUUGGAAGCGCUGCCCCAACUACAUUGGAGAAUGGUGUCUACACUGGUACUUUGUCCAACUGUACUGCCAAGCUUGGAGAUUUCAAGUUCGUCGUUGAAAACAAAAAUAUGUCAUCAAGUGCUGUUUCUGGUGGCCUUACAGCUUUCCACGAUAUGUCCUUCCAAAUUGUAAACAACACCCUCACCACUCAAUCUAAAGGAUGUUGGGACUUCAAGAAUACCAAUAACAACUGGAUCUUCUACAUUCCAAACAACGGAUCAAAGACUUGCUUAGGUCAAACCUGUACCCAAUCCUACAUUGCCAAUGUUACCUACAGUGACUCUUCUAUGAUCAAGAUUCCAAUUUUCGGAUUGUUCUUCUUCUUGGCUAUUACUUUAUUAAUUUAA